This is a messenger RNA of Periconia digitata, 1593 nucleotides long. NCBI's taxonomy places the organism in Eukaryota, Fungi, Ascomycota, Dothideomycetes, Pleosporales, Periconiaceae. The record is from the annotation of a GenBank genome assembly.
AUGGCGUCUCGAGCGUCCAACACUUCGCCGUCGACGCUCGACCAGCUGGUCAAAGGCGCCCCCGCGUCCAGCACCUCCCCCAAUGCCGUCGCUGCUUCCGCCUUUGCGAACCCUCCACCCUCACAUACAAUGCAUCAUGAAAACACAAAUGCCGGACACGCUCCCCAAUACCCCUCCGAUCCUACAGCCUUGCUUCCGAGCGCGCCGCCGCAAAUAUACCUCAACCUGCUGAUCCUCGAAGCCAGUCUGCGCAGCCAAUACUUGACCCUGCGAGCGCGGCGGCGGCAGAAUAUGUUUGUGCUGUUCCUGCUGGCCAUAUGGAUAGUUUUCUUCUUCUAUCUUAUGUGGCUGCGACCGCGGGAGGACGGCAAGGGUAUUGGAGGAUCGAAAUACUGGGUUGUAGACAUGAGUCAGAAGGUCUGCUUCAUUACGGGUGUGGUGACAGCGUUGUUGUUCUGGGCUACGGGUCAGUGGGAGCGCGGCGUACGCUGGCCACGGCGAUGGAUUGGUGUUGCAAAUCGUGGCCUACGCGGUAUGAACGCUAAGAUUGUCGUUAUUCGAGGGCCCUGGUGGCAAUGGCUUGCCGAUUGGCUAGCGUUCAUCAUGCCUUUCAAUGGCGGGCUGUGGGGCGGGGAGACAGGCGGAAGCAGCUAUCACUUCAUCAAUGUGAGCCAAGAGAAGAAGCACGACUUCAACGACGGGCGGCCGCUCCACCGCAUCACAGAGGAUGGGAAGGAGUAUGCCGAGGAAGACAUCGCGCCCGGUGGUGACCUCAUUAAGCUGCUUCUCCUUCCAAAACCAUUCACCCCUGAUUUCCGUGAGGGCUGGGAAAUCUACCGUACCGAAUAUUGGGAGCGCGAAAAUGAUCGGAGGGCGGAGCUUCGCAAACGAGUUCAGGCUAGGCGCCGUGAAAUCGCGCGGGCAGAAGGCGGAAUCCUAUGGUGGACUGGAUGGAGAGGGUGGAAACGAGCAAGAGGCAUUGGUAGCGGGAAAGCCAGCGACAUUGAAAAGACAGGUCAUACGCACCCUCACCACCUUUCCCACGCCUCGUCCCUGAAAGACCGCAAGCGCCGCCCUAGUGUCCUGCGUGGUAGAGAGGGCUCAACACAUUCCCGAAGCUCCUCCCGUAGCGUCACACCCAACCCCGACUUCGACGAUAAUCUUCACCGCCUCCGACCUCUCGAGACACGGGAUCGAGAACGAAGGUGGAGUAACAGUACUGCAAGUACUACAACCAGCACCACCCGGGGUGAACCUCGUCGCAGCACGCGAAAAGUGACACCCACAUCGCUAUCGAGCACCACAAAUCCUGCCCAAAUGGCUCGACAUCCCUCAACCUCAUCAUCACGUCCCACCACACCGAAUGAUGGCGUUAAUCCCUGGCAAAGUAAGAGGGCAAGCACUUUGAGCACGGCGGAGAGUUACUCGGACUAUGAUGGCGAGUCUACGAGCGGGUACGAUGGGACGUCUACUUCUGCGCAAGCUGCCGAGCAGCACACAGGGAGCGCUGGAGAUAUGGGACCGCCUGCGCGUCCUGUGAGACGGAAAAGCAGCGAGAAGGAGUUUAUCUUCCCUAAUGCUCCAAGUGCUUGA